This is a messenger RNA of Suncus etruscus (white-toothed pygmy shrew), 2589 nucleotides long. RefSeq names its product GRB2 associated binding protein 2 (gene GAB2). The transcript is spliced from 10 exons. The record is from RefSeq and is a predicted model, not a curated record. The coding region runs from base 122 to 2134 and encodes 670 amino acids. Lineage: Eukaryota; Metazoa; Chordata; Mammalia; Eulipotyphla; Soricidae.
CCGCCCCGCGCCAGGCUCCGCCCUGUCCCCGCGCGCCGCGCACCGCCCCGCGGCUGACCCAGGGCCCGCGCCCGCUCGUCCACCGACCCGACCCCGCGGCGGGCUGCAGGCGGCCGGCGACAUGAGCGGCGGCGGCGACGUGGUGUGCACCGGCUGGCUUCGGAAGUCGCCCCCGGAGAAGAAGUUGAGGCGCUAUGCCUGGAAGAAGCGCUGGUUCAUCCUGCGGAGUGGCCGGAUGAGUGGUGACCCGGAUGUCCUGGAAUACUACAAGAACGAUCACUCCAAGAAGCCACUGCGGAUCAUCAACCUGAAUUUCUGUGAGCAGGUAGAUGCAGGCCUGACCUUUAAUAAGAAGGAGCUCCAGGACAGCUUUGUGUUUGACGUCAAGACCAGUGAGCGCACCUUCUAUCUGGUGGCUGAGACAGAGGAAGACAUGAACAAGUGGGUCCAGAGCAUCUGCCAGAUCUGUGGCUUCAACCAAUCUGAGGAGAGCACAGAUUCACUGAGAAACUUCCCAUCUGCUGCUCAUGGCCCUCGCUCUUCUCCCGCUGAGCUCAGCGGUCCCAGCCAGCCCCUCCUGCGGGAACGGAAGGUCUCGGCACCAACGCACUCCAGCCAGCCCACCCUGUUCACCUUUGAGCCACCUGUGCCUGGCCUUGAACAGCCUGCCCUGUCCACCAGCGCACCCCAGGAGUAUCUCUACCUGCACCAGUGCAUCAGCCGGAGGGCGGAGAGUGCCAGGAGUGCCAGCUUCUCUCAGGGCACGCGGGCCUCAUUCCUCAUGCGAAGUGACACAGCCGUGCAGAAGCUUGCCCAGGGCAAUGGACACUGUGUCAACGGGGUAGGCGGGCAAGUCCAUGGCUUCUACAGCCUCCCAAAGCCCAGCCGUCAGCACAUGGAGCUCCGGGACAGCACCUACGACAUGCCCCGAGGCCUGGCCUGCCACGGCCGCACCCCGGGCAGCCUAACGGGCUCUGAGACCGACAGCGAGGACGUGUACACCUUCCAGACUCCCAGCAAUGCCCUGUGCCGGGAGUUAGGGGACCUCCUGGUGGACAACAUGGACACCCCGGCCACCCCACUCUCGGCCUAUCAGAUCCCGCGGACUUUCACCCUUGACCGGAACCAUAAUGCCAUGGCACUGGCCGCUCCCAGAGACUCGGCCGUAGUCGCUCCCCCACCCCGGCCCCCUAAACCAAGCCAGGCAGACACGCCUCGAUGGGGAAGCCCCCGGCAAAGACCUCCAGUCAGUGACAGCAGCAGAUCUGUCUCAGCAGCCGCCACCAUCCCCAGGCGCAACACCCUCCCUGCCAUGGACAACAGCCGGCUCCACCGAGCUUCAUCCUGUGAAACCUACGAGCACUCACAGCGUGGUGGGGAGGGCGACAGUGUCCGUUCCUUCCUGCCUGGGAAAGCCCCUAUGGGCCGAUGGGACAGCUCUAACUCUGAAGACAACUAUGUGCCCAUGAACCCGGGCUCCUGCACCCUGCUGGCCAUGGAGCAAGCAGCUGACAGCUCCCAGAGUGCCUAUAUCCCCAUGAGCCCUGGACCCCACCACCUAGACCCACUGGGUUACCCCUCUGCAGCCCUGCCCAUGCAUCGGGGCCCCAGCAGAGGGGUUGUGAUCCUGCCGCCCCCUGUCAACCGCAACCUUAAACCUGAUCGGAAAGCAAAGCCAACUCCGCUGGACCUGAGGAACAAUACGGUCAUCGAUGAGCUUCCUUUCAAAUCCCCUGUCACCAAGUCUUGGUCAAGGGCCAUUCACAGCCUCUCUGCCAGCUCCUCCCAGCACUGCCGCCCCAUCUCCACACAGAGCAUCACCAGCACUGACUCGGGAGACAGUGAGGAGAACUAUGUCCCCAUGCAAAACCCCGUGUCUGCUUCUCCCCUGCCCAGUGGCAGUGGCAGCCCUGCCCACAAGAAGAGCAGCGGCAGUGUGGACUACCUGGCCCUGGACUUCCAGCCCAGCUCUCCCAGCCCACACCGCAAGCCCUCCACAUCCUCCAUCACAUCCGAUGAGAAGGUGGACUACGUGCAGGUAGACAAGGAGAAGACACAGGCUCUGCAGAGCACCAUGCAGGAGUGGACAGACGUGCGACAGGCAUCUGAGCCUGCCAAGGGUGCCAAGCUGUGACCCACCCACCCCCAGCUGUGCCCUGCACCCAACCCACUCCUUUGCCUUUGCCAUCCCACCCAGCCCUGCCACGCUGCCGCUCCAGCCUUCUAAACACUUGACAUCAGGGAUCUGGACCCUUCUGAGGCACUUCCCUGCCCAUGUGGCUGCCUUUGGUCCUUCUCUGCCAUAGUUAGAUAUCACCAAAAACCAUCCUCUGGCCCUUCCUGCCAUCAUGCCUAGAUCUCUGCUGUCUUUAAGGGCCAGGAUUGAGCCAGAUUCCAACCCUCCUUCCCGGGUCCCUGAGAGGCCAGGUCACCCCACUGAUCAGGGAGCCACAGAGCUGAUAUAGGCAUAUCCCCUUUCAUCUAGCCAGGGCAGGGAGUUCAUGAAGGAGGAGAUAGAUGGGGUAGCCACAAGGGUAGAGCCAGUGGGUUCUGCUGUAGUGGGUACCCAGUGGGAGAAACCAAAGGGAC